GGGUCUCCGGGGGUGGUUUGUCCUCGCUGCAUUUAAACCGGAGCUGCCGCAGCAGCAGCACAAACAGAGCCUCCUCUCCCCGCGCACUGCUGCGGACACGGGCCCGGGGUUUGUGGCUCAUAUUUGGAAUAAAACAAUAAAACAUCGGUUUAUUGGAUCGUGUGGAGCAGCGUCAGGAGCCGAAAGAGCCACAGAGACAGAGCCUGAUGUGCGUGGAGAUGUUGCACUGAGGCGCAGCGCGGAGGAGCUGCGGGACAAGGUGAAUAAUCCGCGCGUGUAAAGGUCGUGUGAGCUGCAGACUGUCCACAGGGGAAGACACUCGCCCCUGCGCGGGGACACCGGGGACAAGCAGAGAUCUGUCUAAAUUAUGGCCACUCUACUGCGGAAAAUCGGUCUGAUCCGACUGCACGACCGAGACACGGAGGACCCCAAGCACCACCAGGGCUCUCUAAAGGGCUCCAAGGGAAACCAGAAGAACAACGCCAAUAAACACUGUCAAACCGCAAACGACACCAACAUCCUGAGCACCCCGGAGAUUAAAGCCAGGAAACUGGACCAGCCAAAGGACAAGCAGGGCAAGGACGCAAAGGAGAGGCAGCAGACAGGAGGAGGAGGGAGUAAAGCCACCAGUGCCUCCUCCAUACCCCCGCCUCACCGCCAGCACUGCACCCAGGUCCGGACACGCAGGCUCAUGAAGGAGCUGCAGGAGAUCCGGAGGUUAGGGGACAACUUCAUCUCUGUGGAGCUGGUGGAGGACAACCUGUUCGACUGGAACGUCAAACUGCACCAGGUGGACAAGGACUCAGCUCUGUGGCAGGACAUGAAGGAGACCAGCACUGAGUUCAUUCUGCUUAACGUCACCUUCCCUGAUAACUUUCCCUUCUCUCCACCGUUUAUGCGCGUCCUCACGCCGCGUUUGGAAAACGGCUACGUCCUGGACGGUGGCGCCAUCUGCAUGGAGCUGCUGACCCCCCGGGGCUGGUCCAGCGCCUACACCGUGGAGGCGGUCAUGAGGCAGUUUGCAGCGAGCCUCGUCAAAGGACAGGGCCGUAUAUGCAGGAAAGCUGGAAAAUCCAAGAAAGCAUUUAGUCGCAAAGAAGCAGAAGCCACCUUUAAAUCCCUGGUGAAGACCCACGAGAAGUACGGCUGGGUUUCUCCGCCCGUGUCCGACGGCUGAGGGCUAACCCCCGCUAACCCCCCCCGCUAGCCCUUUAGCGCUAGCAGGCCCACCACAGCUAGCCCCUUUGACACGCAAAACGACACACCACGCUAACUCAAUCUUCAGCACAUCCCACUCCGCUCAUCUCGGUGUGUUUGUAUUAUAAUUUCGGGGACGUUUUGAAUCCAUUUCCAUGACGACUUUGGGGAACGUGCGGCCAUCUCCAUUCUGUUUUGUCCUUUUAAGACUUUUAAGGCCGUUCAUGGCGUGUGUUGUCCCCCGCUGGACGUUAGCUGGAAGUGCACAUGCAUCCGAGUAUGUCUUACACUGUUUUUUUUGUGUUUUAUUUUCUGGUAAAUACACUUAUGCACUUGCAGUUGAACAAAUCAGACUCGAUGGACUACAAACGUGAAAGACCACUGAAUGACAUAUAUCACCUCAUCUCUCUAUCCUCACCGAUCCGGCAGCCAUUUUUGUAGUUUUUUCCCCCGCAUUUCCAUAUAAAUGAACACUGUUAAUGUUUAAUAGACUGGCAGUCCGUUAGCGUACAUUCAUUCGCUCGCACAUUCCCUCCUUUUUCUCUUUUCUUUCGGCCGUGCUGUCCCUCAACAUGAAGAUUGUAAUUUCGCAUCCUUUCUUUCUCUCUAUUGUUCUAUUGCCGUCUCUUGUGGCUAAACUUAGCGCUCACUGUUGCGUAGACGGAUUUCGAAAUGGGAUGAAAAGUAUGCUACGUGUUGCUUUUAUGCAGAGACUUUGUAUGAUAACUAGAAUGAUUGUCACUAUCUGCGUAUACUCUUUUGUGUGUGUGUUAGCGUGUGUGCUGCAGAGGAAGAAGACUGUAAUUCCCCAUGAUUUAGAUACCAGAUGGUACAGGGCUAACGUCGCGCGCGCGUCAACAAGGGAAGCUAGCCCUUUAAACAAACAAAUGUGAUUUACUGUGAAUUUAUUUGGUUUUUUGACUGCGUCCUGACCAUAGAGUGUAUAUGUAAAUGGACGUAGCUAACCUGCUAGCCACUGUAUUCCAAAUAGGAAGUGCGCUUUCUGGUUCUAGUUCACUUUCUAUUGAAAAACUGUCGCUUCUCUCUGUAACUGCUGGUCUUUACACGUUCGUAUUAACCCGCCCCACGUCAUCCUGUCGUUUUUAUUUCGCGAUUACGUCCGUAAAUCAACAGUUGAACAUUAAUAACGCCGUCUUUUCCCAAGGUUUCUCCCGCUAGCGUUAGCAACAGGUUUGAUUUACAGCGUUGCUAAUCGCCCGCUCUCUUCUAAACCAGCUGCUAAUAGUUCGAAAAGGGGGUUACCUUCAACAACCUCGCCCCCGGGAUCGGCUCUUCGGUUGCUACGAUACUCGCCGUCAAAGGUCCAAAUAAAAAAAACUCGGCUCCAAAUUCGCCGCUAUAACUGCUAGCCUCGAUUAGCUUCAUUUGACGGAACGCUGUGGGUGACGUCCACUUCUUUAUACAGUCUAUGGUCCCGGCUGCGUAAAUGUAACUGCUACUACAUAAUCUUUGUCUCAUGUAAACAAGUAAAGGUCAGUUCACUCCGAGUCAUUCCGGGUCUGUACUACAAAUGACCGCGGAGGGAAAAUUGGUUUGGGCUUUGAACGAUGGCCGACUGACAGCCAGCGCGGAGAAGAGCAAUCCUGAGUGCUUUCAUCUCCUCGCAAAUGUCAGGUAGCGCACAAAAUGGCCGCCCGUCGAUUACUUAAUAGUAUCUAAGCCGGGCCCCUCGUACGGCUGUUCUAUUAACUCCUAGCGAAAAAAGCAUCGGUUUCAAUCAGUGGACGUCCGCGCUAACCGUGCUCCUCUGUGUGUUUGUUUUCCUAUCCGCCCCGUUAAAUGUCAAAAGCGAAGCUGCUAAUUGGUCUGACAUUUUGGGUUGAGCGUCAUUAGGCGAGGCGCAAGGGGGGAUGCGGGGAAAGACGGGGUUUUUUGUCACUCCGCGCUCGCCGUAGUUAACGUGGAGGACUUCUGCAACGAUCGAGCGCCGUUGUCUUUGCGUGUGUACUUGUUAAAUCAAAUUCAUCGUCAAAUACAUGUGUAAAGUGUAAAAAAAAAUACAAAAAAUAAAUAAAAAUACCACGCCAUCUGGUAUGUAAUCGUGCGGAAACGUGCUAGGUCUGUAUGAAUCCGGCUAGUCAUUUCAGGGUCGUACGCCGUUCUCUUGGCUCUUGGAGAAAACGUAUUGUUGCAAAUUAUCUCAAAAAGAAGAUGAGUGUUUGAGAAUACUUUGUGAUAUAGUUUAGAUGGGUAGAACCACUGGGUGAAGUCUGAUAAUGUUGUAAUAUAUCUGCAUGUGGUCAUGUGAUUGGUAGCUAGCCUCUGUAUAUCUUUUUUCAAGAAAAGCAAGGGAAAAAAAAAAUCAACAACUGGAGAAAACAAAAAUGCAAAAUGCUUCUUUCUAUACUUCUAAAUCUCUUUUGGAUCCUGUACUGUAUGUAUAUGCUUUAUUUUACUUUCAAAAGCGUCUUACGAAAAGUCACAUUGUGUUAUCUGAAUGUUUGUGUUUUUAUUUAUUUGUGGUUUGCCAAACUGAAGAUUUGAAGCAUGUCGCAGGUUAUUGUCACACGAUAACAAGAAGAAAACUAAAAACGAAACGUAGAGACGACGGGGGAAGGGUCAGGGAAAAAAAGCGAAUCCACGUGUCCGCCGCGAUGUCGCUACGGCCCCUCCCCCCCUCCCCCCAUCGCGAUAGCCCCCCGUUGGAUUGUGGGAAAUGCAGGCGACACGUUUGGGCUGGAGUCUCCCCUAGUCACAGAUUGAAUUUUUGAGAUAAAGAUGCUUCAAAUCUCUGGAUAAAGAACUAUUGUGCAUGUUUGGCCUUUAAUCUGUCGCUACGGGCAACUUCAGGCCACGCGAGUGUCCGGUCGAGGCCAAGGUCUUAACGUUCGAAAGGUGAAAGGUGAAAGGUCAAUGCAAGACCAAACAGGAAUGUGCAAUAAACGUUACAGCGUAUUUAAAC
Periophthalmus magnuspinnatus is the source of this 4120-nucleotide messenger RNA. RefSeq names its product ubiquitin-conjugating enzyme E2Q family-like 1 (gene ube2ql1). The transcript has 3 exons. Lineage: Eukaryota; Metazoa; Chordata; Actinopteri; Gobiiformes; Gobiidae. Bases 368 to 1177 code for a protein of 269 amino acids. The record is from RefSeq and is a predicted model, not a curated record.